This is a messenger RNA of [Torrubiella] hemipterigena, 1506 nucleotides long. The record is from the annotation of a GenBank genome assembly. NCBI's taxonomy places the organism in Eukaryota, Fungi, Ascomycota, Sordariomycetes, Hypocreales, Clavicipitaceae.
AUGCCUAGUGGUGGUGGUCUUCCGCCAUAUGGCGACAUAACCAAGCCUGCCGUGGCCUGGGCCAUUGUGAUAGUUGCCUGUAUCGUCGCGUUCCUAGACUUGUUCCAAAGCUCCAUGGUCAUCUUUGGUCUGACGGAGAUGAAGGAUGAACUCAACUUUACGACCGGCGAUCUCAACUGGGUGCUGGUGGCCUACACGCUGACGUUUGCUACCACGCUUCUUGUGGGUGGCCAGCUUGCGGACCGCGUUGGCUUGCGAAUUACCUUUCUUAUUGGCACGCUCAUGCUGGUGUGGCCCAAUAUCCUCGUUGCUUGGGCUCCCAAUAAGAAUGCGCUUCUUGCUGGCCGUGCGUUGGCUGGCAUCGGCGCCGCCCUGACUUGCGCUACUGGAAUCCCCAUCAUCAGCCACACCUUCCCGCCAGGCAAAGAUCGAAACAAUGGCCUGGCUACAUAUGUCUCGACCGGCCCGAUCGGCACCGUGCUGGGCGUCAUCUUCGGAGCCUUGCUCACAGCCUCGCCUGCUGGGUGGCGCUCCAUGUUCUGGGUCAAUUUUAUUCUGGCUGCCGUUGCUGGUAUAAUUGGGUUCUUCCUGAUUCCCGACUUUAAAGUCGAGGGAUCGCGUAAGUUUGACUAUCUCGGCACGGCGGCAUUUAUGGCGGGAACAUGUUUCCUUGUGUACGGCCUGAAUGACGCAGUCAACUUGGGAUGGGGCCAUCCUGCCAUCAUUGUCUCUCUCAUCCUGGGAGUCUUGUUCCUCGCUUCAUUCCCUGUUGUGGAAAGCAAACUGGACGAGCCCGUGGUGCCCUUGUCCAUCAUGCGCAACCCCCAUGUGCUUGUGCCCUUGACCACGUUUGCCUUUGUCGGCGGCGGCUGGGUCACCUGGUUCUUCUUGGCCACCGAAGUCUGUCUCAACUCGCUUCACUAUGAGACUGUGCGGGCCGCCUGCUACUUUCUGCCUGCAACCGCAGUAUCCAUCAUCGGUGGCGCCGUUGGCAACAAGCUCGUCGGCAAGGGCUACACCAAGCGAGUCAUCAUCGUCGGAUACAUCAUGUCCGUCGGAGCUCUUGUGCCCUGGGGCUUCGUCGGGCCUCAGUUUGGCAUUUGGUACGUCAUUGUCUUUGCCAUGCUCUAUCUGGCAGCUGCUCCAGCCAUUGCGUGUGCUGGCCAGGCUAUUGUCCUGCACGAGAUCCCUCUAGAGGACCACGGCAUGGCAUCUGCUCUCAUGAACGUCAUGUACCAGUUUGGUAGCUCUCUCCUGCUUGCUCUGGUAAACGUUGCCAUGGGCUCGACGAAGAAGACGGGCAACUCCGAGGAGCAGCUUUUGAACCAGUACCAUAACGGCGCAUGGGCCCUGUUGGGUCUUACUGCUGCUGGUCUGGUCUUGUUCUUGGUCUUUUACGCUCGCCGUGAGUCAUCCAAGGGAGGCAUGAUCAACAAGACAGCUGAUGGCGAUGCUGUUACUCCCCAGGAAACAAAGGAGGAAGGAAAGGAAUCUGGAGAGGUUUGA